AUGAUCAGAGGACACUCGGCGUUGAUGUGCAGUUCAGGCCAGACGCAAGGUUUCUCAGGAUAUGGAAUAGCGACGAAUGGAUUGAUUCUGUGCAUGCUCGAUAAGGUUGGGCAGAGCUAUUUUCAAGGAUGGCACACCUCGGCUAAGAUGCAGGUUCGGCGACGACCUGAGGUGAAAGCUAAGCUCGCCGUGGCAUGGCUGCUUAGUUUGGGGAAAAGUCUUUUUGCCACUCCAGCAUAUCCACUGCCUCAGUACCCUGCACACUGGGCACUGCCGUCUCAGACGUCGGACGGUAUGGCGACCGGUGAGAGGCGAUCAAAUCUCAGGUUGUUCAGGACGUCAUUGAUUCUGGACCAAGACGACACACGCACGACUUGCCAUGGAGACUGUCUAAGACUGUGUACUUACAACGCGAGAACAGUGUCCACAGACGCUGACCUGCAUGCCCUUCUCGGAGCUGCAGAGCGUAUCAAAUUUCACGUGAUUGCUCUGCAGGAGACCAAGUGUAGAAGGAGCGACGUACGACAGAUGAAUGACGGUACACUCGUCAUUCGUGGAGUUAAGGUUCCGUCGCGAAAUGUAGGCGAUCCUGUCACCUCGUCUGGCCAUUCUUCGUCUCCGCUCUCUGCGCCAAAAUCCUCCAACUGCUACUCACCAACAUCAGCAGCUGAUGGUUCCGAAUCGGAUGCGUUUUACGAGGAGCUGGAGGAAGUAAUCCGCAACGAGAAGUCCUUCUACAAAUUCGUUGUCGGAGACUUCAACGCAAAACUAGAAAAGACCACAGAAGAGGAAUACAGGAUUGGAAGAUUUGGACUAGGGGACCGGAACGAAAAUGGCAAUCGUCUCGCCGGGCUGUUGUCCGCCGCUCGCCUUUUUCAUGGAAACUCUCUUUUCGUGAAAAAAGAUCAUCGUCGGUGGACAUGGGAAUCGCACAAUGGCGCGACUCGUGCGGAGAUCGACCACAUACUCACCAACCGGAGGUGGUGUCUACUUGCCGUCUCAGUAGUACCAACCUUUUGUAGUGGUUCUGAUCACCGUCUCCUUCGUGCGAAAAUACGAGUUAGCCACACGAUGGAAGAGAACAUCUGCUAUCGGCAACGAAGGAAAAAAGAAGUCGUCUACGACGAUUGUGUACUCGAGGACGCACGACAAACUUGGAGCGAAUUUCAAAGACCACCAAGGAAUUGUUGGAAAGAAGGGCUUUGA
Messenger RNA from Necator americanus (New World hookworm), 1206 nucleotides. RefSeq lists its product as uncharacterized. Gene Ontology annotation, biological process: chromatin remodeling. Gene Ontology annotation, molecular function: catalytic activity. Bases 1 to 1206 code for a protein of 401 amino acids. The record is from RefSeq and is a predicted model, not a curated record. Lineage: Eukaryota; Metazoa; Nematoda; Chromadorea; Rhabditida; Ancylostomatidae. The transcript has 3 exons. Gene Ontology annotation, cellular component: nucleus.